AUACGCCUCUCCUUGCGUGUAGUUUCCCUGUAUUCUUCCUGUUUUAAAUCAGUAGUAGUUGUCUUCAGGACUUUGUAGAUUAGUUUGCUUCGCAGUAUAAAUCGACGAAAUGAUGAAGCGCUUUGUUAUUACUGUACCAAUUCCUCAACAUUAUGGAUUUGAAACAUAUAUUGACGUGGAAGAUUUAAGACCUUAUGCAGCCAAAUAUUGGCAUUAUUCUGUCUACCUUUCUAUUAUAUACGUAGCUGUCAUUCAUUAUCUCCAGCAUUAUAUGAAGUAUCGACCGGCAUUCGAUCUCAGAAGAGCUACAGUCUACUGGAAUUGCGCUUUGGCACUCUUCAGUAUUUGCUGCACGGUAAGAGGAAUCACGGCACUAAUAUAUGGCAUAAAAUACGUCCCUUUCUACUACAUGAUCUGUGAUAACACAAUUUAUACUAGACACAAAGGAUUUAUGUUUUGGACUGCUUUAUAUCUCUUAUCGAAGGUCGUGGAAUUUGGAGAUACUGUACUCAUUGUUUUGCGCAAACGGAACUUGUUGUUUCUUCAUUGGUACCAUCAUAUGGCUACUCUGAUUAUAAUUUGGUACGGGGCUUAUAGAGAAAUUACUUUUGGAUAUUUAAUUUGUUACUUCAACGUUUUUGUUCAUUCUUUUAUGUAUAGCUAUUUCGCUUUGAAAGCGAUGAAUAUAAAAAUGCCUAAAAAGUUCGCCAUGUUUAUAACAACAAUUCAAAUAUUGCAAAUGGCUUGGGCAGUUUUAACAUCUUGUUGGGUGUAUUGGCUAAUAAUUAAUAAUUACGAAUGUGAUGUAUCGAAAGAAGCAUUGGAUAAUGUUUUUUUACUUGUUUCGUCAUAUUUGAUUUUGUUCUGUAAAUUGUUCUAUGAGUCAUAUAUAAAACGUUGUUCGCGAAAGAAAAUCAAUUAAGAUCGUUUUAUUUAUAAAUGUACAAUUCUUGUAAUAAGCACGGUGUUUGGAAAA
Messenger RNA from Centruroides sculpturatus (bark scorpion), 976 nucleotides. RefSeq names its product elongation of very long chain fatty acids protein 6-like. The record is from RefSeq and is a predicted model, not a curated record. The coding region runs from base 110 to 922 and encodes 270 amino acids. Lineage: Eukaryota; Metazoa; Arthropoda; Arachnida; Scorpiones; Buthidae. Gene Ontology annotation, molecular function: fatty acid elongase activity. Gene Ontology annotation, biological process: fatty acid elongation, saturated fatty acid; fatty acid elongation, polyunsaturated fatty acid; fatty acid elongation, monounsaturated fatty acid. Gene Ontology annotation, cellular component: endoplasmic reticulum membrane. The transcript has 2 exons.